Molecule: messenger RNA, 939 nt
Organism: Geodia barretti
Lineage: Eukaryota; Metazoa; Porifera; Demospongiae; Tetractinellida; Geodiidae
Source: the annotation of a GenBank genome assembly
AUGUCAUCGUGGACACAUAUAUCUGGGGGCGAUGUGAAGCGAAUUUCGCCUGAAGCCCCUGUUCCAGUGUUUGAGACGACGACAGAGAAGACCGGAUGUGGUGGUGCGGCGAAUGUCGCCCAAAACGUUGCAAGCUUAGGCGGCAACGCAACCCUGGUCGGUGUCAUCGGUCGGGACAGGGAAGGCGAAAAGUUAGUCCAGAUGCUCACCGAAAUGAAUCUCGUUACUACCGGGGUCUAUACCGACCCUCAGCGACCGACAAGCACAAAAACACGUGUCAUAGCCCGUGGGCAUCAUUUGCUCCGCAUCGACAGGGAAUCCAAACAGGAGAUCUCUCCCCAGAUACGGGAACACCUACUGGACACUGUUGUUUCUCAAUUGCCAACAAGCGACGCAAUUAUCUUCGCUGAUUACGAUAAAGGGGUGGUUACUGCCCAACUCAUCAAGGGUGUUAUGAAACACGCCAAGCCUUACGGUAUCCCAAUUAUUGUCGAUCCGAAGCGAAAUAACUUCUGGCACUAUGAAGGCGUAACCGCCGUUACACCGAACCACAAGGAGGCAAGUGCCGCUGUCCGUGAAGCGAUCACGGAUGUGUCCGAUCUGGUCGCUGUCGGUGAGAAAAUUCUGAACAAGUUAUCCCUCAAGGCGUUGCUAAUCACUCGCGAUGCCAAAGGGAUGUCUCUGUUUCAACGUAAGGCAGAUAGUACCGUAAAAGUAGCACACCUCGCACCGCAUUCAAACAUCGUGACAGAUGUUACAGGCGCGGGGGACACGGUCGUCGCCGCUUUUACGCUUGCGCUCGCGGCGAAUGCUGAAUUUGACAGUGCUGCCAUGCUGUCUAACCUCGCAGGUGGGAUUGCCGUCGGUAAAAUGGGGUGCGCGACCGUCACACCAAAGGAACUGCUGAACGCUAUUGAAAAGGUAAAAUUAAAAAGAUGA